GCAAAAACAAAAACAAACCAAAGAAAAGAAAAGAAAGAAAAGAAGCAGCAAAAGGCUGUGUUUUUUGUGAAGCACUUUUUGCUUCCUAAGUAAAGAGAAACAUUUACAAAGUAAGAAAGAACAAAAAUGCCAAUCUAUAGAAUUGCAGUUGGGACGCCAGGGGAGGCUAGCCACCCUGACGCCAUUAGAGCUGCAUUGGCAGAGUUUUUCUCCAUGCUCAUCUUCGUUUUUGCUGGCGAAGGCUCUGGCAUGGCUUUCAAUAAGCUUACUGAUAACGGUUCAACAACACCCUCCGGCCUCAUAGCAGCUUCACUGGCUCACGCAUUCGCACUCUUCGUGGCGGUUUCCGUCGGAGCAAACAUCUCCGGCGGCCACGUGAACCCAGCGGUAACCUUCGGCGCAUUCAUAGGUGGAAACAUAACACUUCUCAGAGGAAUCUUGUAUUGGAUCGCGCAGUUGUUGGGCUCAGUCGUCGCUUGCUUGCUUCUCAAGUAUGCCACCGGCGGCUGGGAAACCUCUGCGUUCUCGCUCUCCACCGGCGUCUCUGCUUGGAACGCAGUGGUUUUCGAGAUCGUCAUGACCUUCGGGUUGGUCUACACUGUGUAUGCUACCGCAGUGGAUCCGAAGAAAGGAAAUGUAGGAAUUGUAGCACCCAUUGCCAUUGGAUUCAUCGUCGGCGCGAACAUUCUGGCCGGCGGUGCCUUCGACGGUGCAUCGAUGAAUCCGGCAGUGUCUUUUGGGCCGGCGGUGGUUAGCUGGACAUGGACUAACCAUUGGGUAUAUUGGGUUGGACCCUUGAUUGGGGCUGCCAUUGCAGCCAUUGUUUAUGACAAUAUCUUUAUCGGAGAUGGAGCCCACGAGCCACUUCCCAAUGGUGAUGAAUUUUAGUUCGUUUUUCUCUCUUUGUUUUUUUAAGAUAUGGGAGAGAAUAAAGAUGCUAUGGAGUUAAUUAGGGUUUUGGGAUUUUGGUGUAGCAUUUUUUUUUUUUUUUUGGUUGUGGUAGGUGUAUUCGUCCUGUUUUUCGUUUCAGGUUGUAAGAACUAAGAACAGAGGAGAGAGUUUGGGAAAUUGUGAUCUUCCUGAUUAGUGAAAAUUUGUUUUUGUUUUUUUUGUUU
This is a messenger RNA of Ziziphus jujuba (common jujube), 1115 nucleotides long. Its product is annotated as aquaporin TIP1-2. Gene Ontology annotation, cellular component: membrane. Gene Ontology annotation, molecular function: water channel activity. NCBI's taxonomy places the organism in Eukaryota, Viridiplantae, Streptophyta, Magnoliopsida, Rosales, Rhamnaceae. Gene Ontology annotation, biological process: water transport; transmembrane transport. The transcript is spliced from 2 exons. The record is from RefSeq and is a predicted model, not a curated record. The coding region runs from base 127 to 888 and encodes 253 amino acids.